AACGCAUUCUCUCAAAGUGGUGGGGCCUUUUCGGGGGAUAAUCUUGCUCCCAACUCAAUUUGAAUUAUAAAUAUUAGGUAAUCUAUAUACUUGUAUCAAAAUCACUCAAACAAAUAUGUCAUUAUCAAGAAUUACACAAAUGAAACGGGUAUCAAAAAACAAAACAAAAAUAUUUCGCAUCAAGACGUUUGAGAAUAUUUACCAAAAUAGAUUAAAUUUUAUUGAAAUUCAGACAAACAUGCAAUUUGCAUAAUCGAUUUACCACCUACUACACAGAGUGGCGUUUUACGCUUGGUGUGACGCGCCAAUUUAAGUUUAUGCCUUCACCCCCGACACCUUGUUGAACGGCGGACGAUUCCAUACAGCCUUUGGGGACCUCGUCUGUGCAUUCCCAGGGGACAGACGAACGCGUGACGCACCUGAUCCGCAACACUUUAACGUUGUGUCAUCUCGGCUAGCUUAUUUAAAGUUUUAACACCCGUUCUCAAAUUCAAAUCAGUUUUAGCCUAAACAAAGUGAUUUCCUUCUUUUUGAAUUUUGGGAAUUAAGUUUUCUGAACAUGACGAUAGGUACCUAUGAUUUAUGGGAAAAGAAGAACCCCCCGAACGACCAGGGUGCCUAUGCGGACGGAAGCAACACGGCGGUAAGCACGAAUGGCAGUGCGAACACGUUCGAUGUGGCUGAGGAGGAAGAUCGAGGCCAGUGGGGUUCCAAGUGGGAGUUUAUCCUGUCGUGCAUUGGUCUGUCUGUAGGCCUGGGUAACGUCUGGAGGUUCCCUUAUCUCGCUUACGAAAAUGGGGGAGCUGCCUUUGUGAUCGCCUACCUGAUCCUGCAGUUCUUGAUCGGUAAACCAAUGUACUUUAUGGAACUGGUCAUGGGACAAUUCUCAGGACGAGGACCCACGGCAGUCUGGAAUAUGAACCCUAGCGCCAAAGGGAUUGGUAUAUCCAUGAUGCUGAUUUCUCUGGUGGUCGCUAUCUAUUACAACGUAAUCAUGGCCUACACCUUGUUCUAUUUCUUCUCCUCCAUGCAGGGCACACUUCCCUGGACCCAAUGUAAAGCGGAGUGGUACGCUUUGGGCUGUGUGGAGCAGACAACGAAGAACAUCCCCUAUUGUUCAUUCAACAUGACUGAGAACCAUCUGUUGUAUACCAACCAGAGUCAGUCAUGUCGCUGCUACGAAAACGCCACCUUCCAUCAGUCCAGCUAUUUCGCUCAGUAUGACUUUAACUGCACCAACACCACGUGGAAAGGUGACAAACCCGUUGCUGUAGCGCAACUCUUCUUCGAUAAGGACGUGAUUGAGAAGGCGGAGACCCUUGCUCCAGAUCAGAUGGGCUCACCUCUGUGGCGGCUGGCUCUCUGUCUUCUGCUCUCCUGGAUUAUUGUCGUCUGCUGUCUCAUCAAGGGCGUAAAAUCAUCUGGAAAGGUGGUCUACUUCACAGCAACAUUUCCAUACGUGAUAUUACUCAUUCUUUUGGUUCGUGGGGCCACGCUAGACGGUGCCAUCGACGGAGUCAUCUACUUCAUUGUUCCCAAGUGGGAAAAACUUGCAGACUUAAAGGUGUGGGUGGCGGCAGCAGGUCAGAUGUUCUUCUCUCUCAGUGUGUCCUUUGGGGGCAUCAUCAUGUUCGGCAGCUAUAACAAGUUCAAGAACAAUGUCUACGGGGAUGCUAUGUUGAUUGCUGUAAUGGACGUGGUGACGAGUCUUAUCGCUGGAUUUGUCAUUUUUACCACAUUUGGUGGAAUGGCCAAAAAGAUUGGCGUGAAGGUUGAAGAUGUAGCAAAGUCAGGUUACGGACUUGCCUUUGUGGCGUAUCCAGAGGCCUUAUCACAACUUCCUAUUCCACAGCUGUGGUCUGUUCUGUUUUUCUUCAUGUUGUUCACUCUAGGACUCGACAGCGAGUUCGCUUUGUUGGAGACGUUCUUAACCUGUAUCCAGGAUGAGUUCCCAAACACACGUAAAUACAAAAGCUACAUGUGCGUUGGAAUGGGUGUCAUCUGUUUUUUCCUGGCACUGCCAUGUGUCACGCCGGCCGGAGAUUACGUAGUCACGAUCAUGGACCACUUUGGUGCCGAUUUUUCCGUCUUGUUCGUAGCUGCCUGUGAAUGCGUUGCUGUCAUGUGGGUCUAUGGUGCCACUCGCUUCAUGCGUGAUGUCGAGUACAUGCUGGGCUUUCCCCCUCGUCCCAAAUAUUACUGGCUCUUCUGCUGGAUCAUCUGUGCGCCUAUCAUCAUUAGUCUGUUGUUUAUCUACCGAAUGGUUCAAUAUAAGCCCCUGGAAAUCAGUGACGGCGUCCCGUACCCUGGGUAUGGACAGACGAUUGGCUGGAUCCUGACGUGCUGUGUCAUGUGUCCUGUGCCAAUUUUCUUCAUCUACAAACUCAUCUCAGCUAGUGGAUCUCUGAUGGAGCGGUUGCGUUCCAUUACACAACCAAACGACAGCUGGGGACCAAAUGACGGCAGUGACAAAUACGCCCUUGCCUCCCCACAGAAGGAGGGAAAAUUCGGAUUAGAUAACCCGGGUCACAUCUAGUGUGAAUAGCAGAGUGUAAAGGAUAGAAUGAAAUCCCUGCAACCGGUAAAGUGUGGUUGUAUGUUUGUGCUAGCAUAAUGUGAACAAUGAAUCCCAUUUAAAUGUGGAUCUAACAACUCAUAUGAAGAAGAGUACAACAGCAAAAACAGCCUUAUUAUAUAGGAUAGGUGGGUUAUACCGAAUAACGAUAUCUCUAGGCCUACUAUUAAUUGUAUGGUGUAUGUGAACUCUGUUUUCUCUAAAUGUAAUAACUACUAACAGUUCACACCAAGGAAAUCUCUAUGGUUUAGUAAAAGGUAAACCUAUUAUCUGUUUGUGACAUGAGACUAUGAUUAUAUAAAUGUAAAUUACAGUCAAACUUUGUUACCUCGAACAUGACGGUGCUGAGAAAAAAAAUUACUUCGAGAUAUCUGAGGGUUCGAGAUAUAGAUGUUAAAAUGCAUAAGAAUAUGUAGUGGGGACUUCAACACAUCCAUGGUAUUAGAGAUAUAGAUGUUAAAAUGCAUAAGAAUAUGUAGUUGGGACUUCAACACAUCCAUGGUAUUAGAGAUAUAGAUGUUAAAAUGCAUAAGAAUAUGUAGUUGGGACUUCAACACAUCCAUGGUAUUAGAGAUAUAGAUGUUAAAAUGCAUAAGAAUAUGUAGUGGGGACUUCAACACAUCCAUGGUAUUAGAGAUAUAGAUGUUAAAAUGCAUAAGAAUAUGUAGUGGGGACUUCAACACAUCCAUGGUAUUAGAGAUAUAGAUGUUAAAAUGCAUAAGAAUAUGUAGUUGGGACUUCAACACAUCCAUGGUAUUAGAGAUAUAGAUGUUAAAAUGCAUAAGAAUAUGUAGUUGGGACUUCAACACAUCCAUGGUAUUAGAGAUAUUGAAGUUCCAGAUACCAAACUUCAACUGUAUUAGAAGUUUACAUCUGAGGGACUGUAUGGUUUAUGUGAAUGUAAACUAUUAACAGUUUACAUAUGUAUGAGAAAACUUCAAAUGUUAUUUUGAAAUAUUUAGUGAUAAUAUUCAUAUUACUGUUGUACAGUGAACAUAUCAAUCACUUUUUUAAAAUUCUGAUUUUAGAUAAUUUGUUAUGUCCAUGUGGUAUAAAAUUUUACGUUUUCUAUUUUUGAACAUUCUUUAGUCAGAUUUUUAGAGUACUUGUAUUAUUUUAUAAAUAAAAAUGAAACAUAAACA
Ostrea edulis (European flat oyster) is the source of this 3717-nucleotide messenger RNA. Its product is annotated as sodium- and chloride-dependent neutral and basic amino acid transporter B(0+)-like. Gene Ontology annotation, cellular component: membrane. The record is from RefSeq and is a predicted model, not a curated record. The transcript has 15 exons. Lineage: Eukaryota; Metazoa; Mollusca; Bivalvia; Ostreida; Ostreidae. Gene Ontology annotation, biological process: sodium ion transmembrane transport. Gene Ontology annotation, molecular function: L-amino acid transmembrane transporter activity. The coding region runs from base 560 to 2536 and encodes 658 amino acids.